Molecule: messenger RNA, 222 nt
Organism: Thelazia callipaeda (thelaziosis nematode)
Lineage: Eukaryota; Metazoa; Nematoda; Chromadorea; Rhabditida; Thelaziidae
Source: the annotation of a GenBank genome assembly
AUGGGUGACGUAAGCUGCUAUAUGGGAGCUCCUGGAAGCGGUGCACCAGCAUCUACUGGGGGUAAUGGUGGUGGUGGUGGUGGUGGUAAUGGUGGUGGAUAUGGUUACCAAAGAGAAUACGACUAUGGAAGUGGUGGAGGUGGUGGAGGUGGUGGUGGUGGUGGUGGCGAUGAUGGGCCAAAGAUGCGCACGGAUGUAUCUUGCUAUCUUUCUCCCAGAUGA